AUCCCUACGCAAAUGUCAUUGACUUGUGUCUGCAUAUUGGCUGGCUGACGAUUGCACAGACAGGCUCGGUUCGUGCUACAAUAAAAAGCUUGUGAGCGCCGCUCAGGCCUUAAUUACGGUCCAACGGCCCAAACAUUUGGUCGCCACAUGUGUUAAUCACAAAAACUCUAACAAAACCCACUUUAAACGGACGUGGAACGAUAAAAAUCGACGAUCUAAUCACUAGCAGUAAAACAUAGUAUUUUAAUUAGAUAAAAUCGCGCUUUUGAGUAUUGUGAACGUUGUUAAUCACUUCCGUGGUGUCUGAGCGUGUGGCUGGUGCAUUUGUGAGCAGUUUUUUUUGCUGUAAAAACAUGGUUAUCGAGAAAAUUUGUUGCUUGGGAGCUGGAUAUGUCGGCGGGCCUACGUGUAGUGUGAUUGCUCUAAAAUGCCCUAAUAUUCAAGUAACUGUUUGCGACAAGAGUGUUGAGAGAAUAAACCAGUGGAAUUCUGACAAAUUGCCGAUCUACGAGCCCGGGUUAGACGAUGUGGUUCGACAAUGCCGAGGUAGGAAUCUUUUUUUCUCUACUGACAUAGCAAAAAGCAUACAGGAGGCUGAUUUGAUAUUUAUAUCUGUGAAUACGCCUACUAAAACGUUUGGAAAUGGCAAGGGCAGGGCUGCGGACUUGAAAUAUGUUGAAAGUGCAGCCCGUAUGAUUGCAGACUUGGCGACCAGUAACAAAAUUGUAGUCGAAAAGAGUACGGUGCCAGUUAAAGCGGCUGAAAUUAUUAUGAAAAUAUUGAGAGCUAACACUAAGCCGGGUGUCGAGUACCAGAUCCUGUCUAACCCUGAGUUUUUGGCUGAAGGAACUGCUAUCGUUGACUUGGUGGAAGCUGAGAGAGUGUUAAUCGGUGGUGAGGAUACUGCUGAUGGUCAGAAAGCUAUUAAAGAGCUUUGCUGGGUAUAUGAGCAUUGGAUACCAGCUAAAAACAUACUUACCACCAACACUUGGAGUUCUGAGCUGUCUAAGCUCGCUGCUAACGCAUUCCUUGCCCAACGUAUAUCAAGUAUUAACUCUUUAUCUGCCGUCUGUGAGGCUACCGGUGCCGACGUGUCAGAGGUAGCAAGAGCUGUAGGCAGAGACUCUCGAAUCGGGCCAAAAUUCCUUGAAGCAUCAAUAGGUUUCGGCGGCAGUUGCUUCCAGAAAGACAUCUUAAACCUUAUCUACUUGUGCGAAUGCCUAAAUUUGCCUGAAGUGGCCGCUUACUGGCAGCAAGUACUCAACUUAAAUGAUUAUCAGAAAGCUCGAUUCACAAGAAAAGUCAUCGAGUCACUAUUCAACACUGUAUCGGACAAAAAAAUUGCUAUACUCGGUUUUUCAUUCAAGAAAAACACAGGAGACACCAGAGAAUCACCUGCUAUUCACGUAUCAACUACAUUAUUGGACGAAGGAGCUAAACUACACAUAUAUGAUCCUAAAGUGGAACCGGACCAGAUUUUCUACGAGCUCACAAGUCCAUACGUAACAUCCGAACCGGAGAAAGUUAAAAGCAACGUUGAAAUCCACGAUACAGCUUACUCGGCAGUUACAGGGGCUCAUGCGAUAGUUUUAUGUACCGAAUGGGACGAAUUUAAGAUGUUAGAUUUUAAAAAGAUAUACGAAGUGAUGAUGAAGCCUGCGUAUAUAUUCGAUGGAAGAAAGAUCUUGAAUCAUGAGGCGUUGCAGAAUAUCGGUUUCCAUGUGCAGACGAUUGGGAAGCGGUUGAGCAGAGCGGGCAGUAUACGGGCUCAAGGAAGUCAGACGAUGCCUUAAUGUACUGAAAUAUAGCUGAAUAAUAAUAAAAGAAAAUGAAAAAGCAGCGUGGUACUAGCCAGAAUAUUAUAAUGCUAUGGAAUUAACUAUUUUAUAUAAUUAGUAUUAAGUCUAAUUUAUUUUAUGAUGCCGAGGAUUUUUGCCUAUUUUU
This is a messenger RNA of Helicoverpa armigera (cotton bollworm), 1944 nucleotides long. RefSeq names its product sugarless (gene sgl). The transcript has 2 exons. The coding region runs from base 354 to 1793 and encodes 479 amino acids. The record is from RefSeq and is a predicted model, not a curated record. Gene Ontology annotation, cellular component: nucleus. Gene Ontology annotation, molecular function: NAD binding; UDP-glucose 6-dehydrogenase activity. NCBI's taxonomy places the organism in Eukaryota, Metazoa, Arthropoda, Insecta, Lepidoptera, Noctuidae. Gene Ontology annotation, biological process: glycosaminoglycan biosynthetic process.